Molecule: messenger RNA, 1813 nt
Organism: Westerdykella ornata
Lineage: Eukaryota; Fungi; Ascomycota; Dothideomycetes; Pleosporales; Sporormiaceae
Product: mannan endo-1,4-beta-mannosidase-like protein
Exons: 3
Coding region: 91-1494 (467 amino acids)
Biological process (GO): substituted mannan metabolic process
Molecular function (GO): mannan endo-1,4-beta-mannosidase activity; carbohydrate binding
Source: RefSeq, a predicted model, not a curated record
CUAAACUAGAGAGAUAUAAAACAACCACGGCUCGAGCUUUUGUGCGAGCUACCCCCAGGCUCACUGUUGCGGCCUUCGAGCGUUGAAGAGAUGCGCGCCUUGAUUGCAUUCACUGCGCUGGUGCUCACAAGCCAUGCGGCAGCACAAUUCGAGAAGAGAAUCUACCAAGCCGAGCAAGCCGAGCUGAAAGGGGUAAAAGUUGGUACCUCAGUGCAAGGCUAUACUGGUCAUGGAUAUGUGGAAGGGUUUGACGAAGCCUCGGAUAGCAUCAUCUUCAGCGUGAACAGCACCUCCACUGAACUCUUCGACCUUGAGAUUGUGUACAAUGGACCAUACGGAGACAAGUACACGACCGUGGUCCUAAACGGAGCUGGAGGCUCGCAAGUUCCGCUCCCUGCAACUACAGAGUGGAAGUCAGUGCCCGUAGGUCAAGUGCUUCUGAACGCCGGUAUCAACACGAUAGAGUUAGAAAACAAUUGGGGCUGGUAUCUUGUCGACGCCAUUGGUCUCCAGGUCUCGAAGCAACGCGGGCCCCACCACAUCACUACUAUACCCGUCAACAAGAAUGCAAACAGCGACGCCAAAGCACUGCUGGAAUAUCUCGGCAGCAUCUAUGGAAGAAAUAUCCUCUCGGGGCAACAGGAUCAGGCUUCCUUGGACUGGGUGACCCAGAACGUUGGCAAGACACCAGCAAUCCUGGGCCUGGAUCUCAUGGAUUACACUGAAUCCCGCAAGUCGCGCGGGGCAUCUUCUACGGAUGUUGACAAGGCUAUCGCGUUUGCGAAAAGGGGCGGUAUUGUGACGUUUUGUUGGCAUUGGGGCUCUCCGGUGGGAUUGAAGGAUACCAAUGACCAGUCAUGGUACCGCGGAUUUUACACCGAUGCGACAGAUUUCGACAUCGAAAGUGCGCUCGUUGACACGACGAAUGCUAACUACACGCUUUUGCUGAAAGACAUUGACACCAUUGCCGUGCAACUGAAGAAGUUGCAAGACGCAAGUGUGCCGGUCAUCUGGCGACCACUCCACGAAGCGGAGGGGAAAUGGUUCUGGUGGGGAGCCAAGGGACCCGAGCCGGCCAAAAAAUUAUGGAAGAUAGUAUAUGAUCGUCUGACGAACCUGCACGGAUUGAACAAUCUGAUCUGGACGUGGAACUCGGUGGACCCAACUUGGUACCCUGGCGAUGAAACUGUGGAUGUUGUUAGUGCAGACACGUACUCUCUGGGGGAUCACGGACCGAUAGCUGCAACCUACAAUAGACUGCUGGCUCUUGCAAAUGACACGAAGAUUAUUGCAGCAACGGAAGUUGGCUCAGUCAUGGAUCCCGUUCAACUCCAGGCAUACGACGCAGAUUGGGUUUAUUUCUGUGUUUGGUCAGGUGACUUCAUCAGCGGUGGUCGUUGGAAUAGCUUGGAAUUCCUGAAGGAGAUUUACAACGACCCUUAUGUGCUUACUUUGGACGAGAUACAGGGAUGGAAGGGGGUUAAUACUCAAUAAAAUGGCAGGAUAAGGGUCCAGGGCCGAGUGCCUUUCGCAGGUGUAUACACAUGAUGCCCUGAUUCACAAUUGCUGGUAACUCUGACGUCCAGGUUGACGACCGAGUCACUAUGGACUAGCUCGGUUUCCCAAGAUGUAUUUAUGGACAUGCAAAACUCGUUGUAACGCGGCAAGGAGAACUGCAAGCCCCGGUCCAUUCUCUCCAACUAGUAGUACAUGUAUACGUACAGGCCACUAUUUUGUCCCAAGUCCGCUGAAUGGUGAGAGACGAGGCUUUAAGCAAGGCGGUUAGCCAACGUGUGGUAAUGCAUAUACCGGA